UCCUUUCUCUGCCGGCGGCGGCGGAGGAAGCUGGUGGUGCUGCGGCGACGCCGCCGCCAUCUUGGAUUUUACUCUCCAUUUUUUCUCUGGAAUUAUUUUUUGGUGAUUAAUUUUCUUUGGGGGAAGAAAGGGCCGCGGACAGCGCGUGCCCCGCUCGGAGCCGCGGGGCAGCCGGGCCUCCGAUCCCGGUCCCGUCCUCCUCCCGAGGGGAGCGGGCGGCGUUCGGGCGGAGAGAAAAUUGAAAUUAUUCUCUAAGCUAUUUGAAGAGAGUGACUAAAUGCCACUGGGUCGGGCUGUCUGUGGGUAUGAAGUGGUUGGGAGACUCCAAGAACAUGGUGGUGAAUGGCAGGAGAAAUGGAGGCAAGUUGUCUAAUGAACACCAGCCGAGUCAAUCCAAAUUUCAGCACACGGGAAAGGACGCCCUGAAGGCUGGCCGAAAUGCAGUUGAGAGGAGGUCGAGCAGAUGUAGCGGGGCUUCGGGGUUUGAAGGACAGAGUCGCUAUGUACCUUCUUCUGGGAUGUCUGCCAAGGAGCUGUGUGAAAAUGACGACCUAGCCACCAGUCUGGUGCUUGACCCCUACCUAGGCUUUCAGACUCACAAAAUGAACACUAGCGCCUUUCCUUGGAGGAGCUCCAGGCAUUUUACCAAAUCUGACAGUUGCCCUCACACGCACCAGGUGAGAUUUCGUCCUAUUAAAGGGAGGCAAGAAGAGCUGAAGGAGGUGAUUGAACGCUUUAAAAAGGAUGAGCACUUGGAGAAGGCCUUCAAAUGCCUGACCUCGGGCGAAUGGGCACGGCACUAUUUCCUUAACAAGAAUAAAACGCAAGAGCGAUUGUUCAAAGAACACGUAUUUAUUUAUUUGCGAAUGUUUGCAACUGACAGUGGAUUUGAAAUCCUACCUUGCAAUCGGUAUUCAUCAGAACAGAAUGGAGCCAAAAUCGUUGCAACAAAAGAGUGGAAACGGAAUGACAAGAUAGAAUUGCUGGUGGGUUGUAUUGCUGAACUUUCAGAAAUAGAGGAGAACAUGCUACUUAGACAUGGAGAAAAUGAUUUCAGUGUCAUGUAUUCCACCAGGAAAAACUGUGCUCAGCUCUGGCUUGGUCCUGCUGCCUUUAUAAACCAUGAUUGCAGACCUAACUGUAAGUUUGUUUCAACUGGUCGGGAAACAGCAUGUGUAAAAGCCCUGAGAGAUAUUGAGCCUGGAGAAGAAAUAUCUUGUUAUUACGGAGACGUUUUUGGAGAAAACAAUGAGUAUUGCGAGUGUUACACAUGUGAAAGACGGGGAACUGGUGCUUUUAAAUCGAGAGUGGGACUGCCCACUCCUGCUCCCGUCAUCAACAGUAAAUACGGGCUCAGAGAGACCGACAAGCGCUUGAACAGGCUGAAAAAGCUGGGUGACAGCAGCAAGAAUUCAGACAGCCAGUCUGUCAGCUCCAACACGGACGCAGACACCGCUCAGGAAAAAAACGAUGCAACCGCUAGCAGGAAAUCGUCUGUCGGUGUGAAGAAGAGCAGCAAGAACCGAUCGUUAACGCGGCCAUCAUCGUCGGUGUCACGGAUCCCCGCAUCCUCCAACUCUACCUCAUCGAGACUCACUCCUCUCCACAAUCCCAGGGUACCAAAGAAGUUGAAAAGGCCUGUCAUCAAGCCUUUGCUUUCCAAGAUAAAGCUCAGAAACCAGUGCAGGAGGCCAGAGCCGAAGAGCGCCUCGAGGAAGCUCGAAGUGGGGAGCCUGGUCCUCAAAGAGCCCAAAGUGGUUCUGUACAAAAACCUGCCCAUCAAAAAGGACAGGGCAGCCGAGGGACCAGCGAGCACCACCACGGCCGGCGGGUGCCUGACCCGCCACGCAGCGCGAGAGCACAGGCAGGGGCCCGUGAACGGGGCUCCCGAGCAGGACGGGGAGUCGCCCUGCGCCUACAUCACUCGGAGGUCAGUGAGGACGAGAACGAAUUGGAAGGAGACCUCCGAGCCGGCCCUCGAGCCCAACCUGUCGGGAAGCUCUCUCAAUACCUGGACGGGCACGGGCCCUGACACGGACAGUGUGGAGCCAACCCCCACUCAUGCAGCGUGUGACCAGGAAAAGGCCCCCGAAGCCGCAUCCCCAAAAGGGGAGGGGAGGUCUCCAAAGGAUGAUGUGAGCACGGCCAAAAAGAAAUCACGGCAAGGGAAACUGUUGAAACAGUUUGCAAAAGCAGAGGAGCCCGUUCCAGUCCUGGAUGCCCCUGAGAGCGAUGGAGGGGUGCCCGACCUCAUCAGCUCUCACUCUGACCACGGAGAGCCCAGGGACAGAGCGGACGGACCCAUGGGCCGCCAGGACUGCACGCCUUCCGCGACGGGUGGGUGUUCUGUUGGGACGCCCGACCGUUUCAAAACAAAGGACAACUUUAGAACUGCGAAAAGCAAAAAAAAACGGCGCAUCACAAGGUAUGAUGCGCAGCUGAUCCUAGAAAACAGCUCUGGGAUUCCCAAAUUGACUCUUCGGAGGCGCCACGAUAGCAGCAGUAAGGCCAACGACCAAGACAGUGACGGAAUGAACUCUUCAAAAAUCAGCAUCAAAUUAAGUAAAGACCAUGACAAAGAUAACAGCCUCUACGUCGCCAAGCUCAAUAACGGCUUUAGUUCAGGGUCGGGCAGCGGCAGCUCCACCAAGCUCAAGAUUCAGCUCAAGCGGGAGGACGAGAGCCGAGGCCCCUUCGCGGAGGAGCUGCGCGAGAACGGACUGUGCUGCCCAGAGACCCUUUCGCUGCUGGAGUCGAGCAUGGACGUGGACGAGUACAGCCAGUACGAGGAGGAGAGUGCCGAGGAGUCGUCCUCGGAGGAGGAGGACGAGGACGAGGACGAGGACGAGGAGGACUAUGAGGAUGACUUCGAGGACGACUUCAUCCCGCUCCCACCGGCCAAGCGGCUGCGGCUCAUCGUGGGCAAGGACUCCAUCGACAUCGACAUCUCCUCCCGGCGGCGGGAGGACCAGUCCUUGAGGCUCAACGCCUGAGCCGCGGAAGUCCCGUCCCGGAGGGGUCCGCGUGCGGCAGCCGGUGGACAGCGGCGCCUGGCGGGUGGGCGGGUGCGCCUUUUUAUUGGACUUUUUAAAUAGCCUUCUUACGUGCAAUUCUGAGGUUGAGGGGAUGCCCUGCUGUGAAAUAAAGGCUCCAAGGACGUUGUACAGAGAUCCGCCUUCCCUGCAGGACGGUGGCAGCAAUGAUGUGGCUACACAAUGAUUUUUAACCCUGCGGAGCGUCCCUGCUCUCGGAUAUCUGACUAACCCGUAAUUUACAAAUCACCGUAGCAGCGUAGCGACGUCUCCGAGUGCGUGUUACUAUCACCAGCAAUGACCUGUGACGCUUUGAUUUCCUGGGUAGGUGUCUUGUCCGUUUUACACUGUGUGCUGUCCCAGAUGGAUGGUUGGCGGCCUGGGUCCCGUAGUGAGCCGUUGGCUGGAAGUGAGAUGGAUUUCUUUUUUUUUUUUAAAAAAGUACGGCGACAAUGGUGUUGACAGUUUGCUAACUUGUUAGUACAUUAUAUGUACGAGGGUAGCGGUGUGCGGAACGGAAGUUUGAAUAUGGUGUAUUUAUUGCUUGUUAUGUAAAUUAAACACCUUGUAUUUAACACUUUUCAAUACUUUUAGAUAAAAUUGUUCUUUGCAAGAAUGAUUGGUGCUUAUUUUUUCAACAAUUUGCUGUGAAGCAAUGUGGUGACACCAGGCAGCAUUGACCCCAUGACCCACAGCUCGUCAUUCGGUUCUUCAUCGUUUUCUGUUGCACUUGUAAAAUGCUACAAGGAAUAUAAAGAAAUCUAUUCACUUUAACUUAUACUAGUUUAUGAAAUAAAAACAGGAGUCACAGCUUUUGUUCUGUGGUGCCCUAUACAAAUGUUUGUCUUGGAGAUUCAAUGGAAAGGACUGAAAACACUGUACAUGUUGUAAAUAUUUGUGUGUUGUGAGAAACUUUUGUCAUGAGACAUUAAAAGAACUUACCAGGAAGGUUUCUCUACGUUCAUGCCAAUGCCCCAGGCCGCCCCGCGCAGACCCGCGUCAGUGGUCCCUCCUGGCUCCCAGCCAACGGGAGAGCUGCGGUAAGCACUUUGAAGAGAGGGAAGAAGAAUUCCUAAUCGUUUAACGAACAAAGCAACUUUGAUUACAACUUGGUGUUGAUGCCAGACUCUUGUAUGAUUUCUAUGGAUUAUCUUAUAAAUCACUGAACGCAGAGUCUGAAAGGCUGCUGUGACAGGGGGUGGUCACGAGUCCCAUGGCUGCCCGCUGGCCACAUCUGGAGAAUCAUGCCUAGCAGGGGUUGGGCCGGGCCGGGGAGGAGCCGGCAGUGUCUGCCCCCCGCGACAGACAGACCUUGUCUGGCUCCCUCUGCCCGCUGAAAUGCCAGGGGGUGACCAGAGACGAGGGCCUUCCCACCCUCCGGGUCUGGUUUUUUGUUUUUUUUUUUUUAAAUCCUGCUUCUCAUUCUCCCGGGAGAACGUUCUCUAGUCUCGUCCUCUCCGUUGCCUGUGCAGUUUAGCCCUCCACACGUUCCUUAGGGAGCAGCCGGCCUCGUCUCCAGUUGGUGGGGAUGGAUUUCUGAGGGUGCCAGGUAAUAGUUGCUCUGUAAGCAUGAUGAUCUGUCUGUGAGGGGCUCGCGGCCCUCUGGACAUCACUGAAUCCUUACAGCACCCUCUCUAGGGUAGAGAAAACAGGAGGCCAGGUAAUGUCCCGGACAGGGAAGACUGGUCUCCAGGGCAAGGAAUCAUGUCCUGUCCUUUAAAUCAGUAGUUCUUCACGUUGGGGACUGUGGCAUUGGGGGAUCUGAGUCGGGGAGGGCAGAGGAAUAUCCUGGGUUGGUUCUUUGCAUACUUGGGGCCACCCUUCCAUGGUUCUAGCUUUCGUUGUAAAGUAAUAAAAGAUCUUUAAUUACA
Phascolarctos cinereus (koala) is the source of this 4903-nucleotide messenger RNA. The record is from RefSeq and is a predicted model, not a curated record. Lineage: Eukaryota; Metazoa; Chordata; Mammalia; Diprotodontia; Phascolarctidae.